AUGUACCUGGGUACUCUCAGGAGCACGGCCAGAAGCAGCACCGCGGGGACUGCCGGCACUGGUAGCAGUGGGAGUCUCCUGCCAGCCUCCAACUUCACAGCGGUGCCUGCCUAUGCGCACGACAUGGGGUAUCCCCAUAUACCCAGCGUGGAUCCUCACGGGCCAUCGCUGGGGGUCUGGGGUUCACCCUAUAGCCCCUCUCGAGAAGACUGGAAUGUGUACCCCGGACCAUCCAGUACAGUGGGCACGGUGCCCAUGAACGACAUGAUCUCGAACCCUUCCGCUUUUGGCUCUCAGGAAUACAGCAACUUGGGCCCUGCGGGCGGGGGAAGCACCAGUGGAAGCCUGCCAGCCCCAUCCAGCCGGUUGCUGUUCCCCAUAGACGCUGAAGCUGCAGAUGCCAGUUCUCCCAACAGAAGCCGCCACAGCCCCUCUGCAUGGAUGCGAAAGACCUUGCAGGUGACCGGGAAAACCAGGACAAAAGAAAAGUAUCGUGUGGUUUACACCGAUCAUCAAAGAUUGGAGCUAGAGAAGGAAUUCCACUGCAACAGAUACAUCACCAUUCAGAGAAAAUCAGAACUGGCAGUCAACCUGGGCCUUUCUGAAAGACAGUACACUGAAAGUAUAUCCAACAUGUCUUAA
Molecule: messenger RNA, 642 nt
Organism: Canis lupus familiaris (dog)
Lineage: Eukaryota; Metazoa; Chordata; Mammalia; Carnivora; Canidae
Product: homeobox protein CDX-4-like
Exons: 2
Coding region: 1-642 (213 amino acids)
Biological process (GO): anterior/posterior axis specification; embryo development; regulation of transcription by RNA polymerase II
Cellular component (GO): nucleus
Molecular function (GO): DNA-binding transcription factor activity; RNA polymerase II transcription regulatory region sequence-specific DNA binding
Source: RefSeq, a predicted model, not a curated record